GAUAUUAAAUCUUACGGCGUACCUAACUCGUAAGUUGUAAUGUAAAUGCAUACUACGAACUUUAAAAUAGCUUUAUGGUUUAAGACUUAUACAAAUUGUACAGAAAAUGUGCUGUUUAGUGUUUUGGUAGACGUUUUGUUACGUACCUAGUUUGUUUAUUAAUUUUUUUUAUGGCUUAUUAUUAAAAUCCGAUCAUUUUUAUGCGUUUUAAAUCAAAUUAAAAUAUCAACAAUUCACGAUGGUUCCCCAUCCGAUAUUUGUAAUGAACGCGGAAACGUCGCGCUAUUACAUUGAUAAUUUGUAUACACAAGAUAAUGUAAAAUGCUACCAAGCACUGAAUUUCAUCAAGAAUUCUAUCAUGGGCAGCAAUAGACAAAAAGGCAUUGUCAUUGUCAAUGGCAUACUACCGAGGCUUUUACAAAUAUUACCUGAUCAUUCAAAAACUCCAGAAAUUCGUUUGGAAACAGUGGUGAUACUAGGUUCUUUAGCUAAAGGAACUGAAGACCAAGUAAGAGCGCUAGUAGACGAAAAUGUUGUAGCCUGUAUAUUUAGCGCUUUUCUUUUGAACGACGAACCAAAAUUUACUGAAGCGUGUCUCCGUUGUAUUCGCACUAUUCUAGAAUUUCCAUUUGCUGAUCAAAGUGUUGUAUUUAGUGACGUUGCAAUUAUACGGAAAUUAAUUAAAAUUAUUGAUGAAUCAGUAAGCAACAGUAUAUGUGCCAUGUAUAUUCUCUCUUAUUCUUGUCGCACUUCAGUCCAUCAAAAUAUUUUAUGGGAAGAAGGUUUUGGUUUUAUUUUAGCCAAUUUACUGAAUACUGAAUUAGAUGAUUUAUCCAUUGCCACAUUAAAAUGUUUUGCUCGUGUAUGCCAAGACAAUUCGAUGAUAUCUUCAGCUUUAGCAGAAACUGAAUACAGUGGUAAAACAAUGCCAGAAAUGUUAGAUUUAAUGAGAGGUGGAGAUCGUCCUACAGAAAUGAGAUUGGCUGCUUCAAAAUGUAUAACAUAUUUGUAUCGUGCCGGUGCAUUGGAGGUAAACAACUCCAAAGUCAUGUUUGGAGCAUUACCUACACUUGUCCGACUAUGUCAAAACGAUCAAAAAUGGGAACAGCGCGUUGAAGCAGCUGAAAUAUUGGCUGUCCUAAUUGAGGACGACGCUGAACUACAAUCUCUGGCGAGCAUAUCUAAUCAUUUAUUACAAACGUUGGCAGAAUUUGUCAAUUUCCCAACUCAUCCCGCAGGGGAAUACGGCGGUAGUCAUUGUGGGGAGCACGUGGCUAGAGAGAUGAAACAAGCUGCUUUUAAGGUGUUUGCAUCUCUUGGUGCCAACGAUGAAGAAAUUCGCAAACGUAUCAUCGAAACUGACAAUCUAAUCGAUCAUAUUGUAUGCGGUCUUAAAGAUCCUAGUCCUAAAGUUCAGUUGGCAGCAGUCCGCUGUCUACAUUCGCUGUCUCGUUCUGUUCAACAACUGCGUACCACGUUUCAGGAUCACUCGGUUUGGAAACCGUUAAUGACUUUGUUAGAAGGCGCUUCAGAUGAAAUUCUCAGUGUCACUUCAUCUACAUUGUGUAAUCUUUUGUUGGAAUUUUCACCAUCUAAAGAGCCAAUACUGGAAUCUGGUGCUAUUGAACUGUUUUGCAGCCUGACUAAAAGAGAUGAUCACUCGUUAAGAUUAAAUGGUAUAUGGGCUUUGAUGAACAUGGCUUUUCAAGCAGAACAAAAAAUUAAAUCACAGAUCUUGAACACUCUUGGUACCGAUCAAAUAUUUAAUUUAUUAUCAGAUUCGCAUGUCAAUAUACUUAUGAAAACAUUAGGUUUACUGAGGAAUCUGUUGUCCACAAAACCACAUAUAGACUAUAUAAUGAAUCUUUGUGGAGGAGAUAUAAUUCAAGCUGUAAUGAUGAUACUCGAAGGUGAACAUUUACCUGAGGUCAAAGAGCAGGCGUUAUGUAUUUUAGCUAAUAUAGCUGACGGCGAUGUUGCUAAAGACUAUAUUAUGAGAAAUAAUGAUAUACUAAAAAAAAUUCAAGAAUAUAUGACAAAUGGUAAUGCUAAAUUACAAGCAGCUGCAAUAUUUUGUGUAUCAAAUCUAGUUUGGAAAGAAGAUAGUGGUGCAGCCGAUAGACAAGCAAAACUAAAAGAAAUGGGUAUUUUUAAACUUUUACAACAAUUGAUAACAACGUCAGAUUCAUUACUAUUCGACAAAGUUAAGACUGCAUUGACACAGUUCUCGGAUUCUUGACUAAGUAGCUGCUUAAAUUCAUCACCUUCGGUCGGAGUUUAAAAAAAAAUUGAUUGUUCAUUUUAUUCCUUAAAAGUUUAAUAAUCUGAAAUUGUGAUGUAUUUAAUUUAAAAUCGGUUUUCUUUUUUUAUGUAGUAAAAAAAAAUAAAGAGGCAGUAAAUAAUAAUAUAUGUAUUUACUUUAAAAUUGUCUUAUUAUCUUGAAACUUUAUUUUGUACAAAUAUAUUUGUAAUUUUUUUUUUAUACAUAUAAAUAAAUAAAUAACCCCCUUAGGUUAUAUAAUAGAU
Molecule: messenger RNA, 2526 nt
Organism: Adelges cooleyi (spruce gall adelgid)
Lineage: Eukaryota; Metazoa; Arthropoda; Insecta; Hemiptera; Adelgidae
Product: armadillo repeat-containing protein 8-like
Exons: 3
Coding region: 239-2239 (666 amino acids)
Biological process (GO): proteasome-mediated ubiquitin-dependent protein catabolic process
Cellular component (GO): GID complex
Molecular function (GO): protein binding
Source: RefSeq, a predicted model, not a curated record